This is a messenger RNA of Poecilia reticulata (guppy), 4812 nucleotides long. The record is from RefSeq and is a predicted model, not a curated record. Lineage: Eukaryota; Metazoa; Chordata; Actinopteri; Cyprinodontiformes; Poeciliidae.
UUCCUUUUGGCUGAUUGGAUAGCAACACUAUCACGUGUACGGAAAUACACCGGAGAAAAACGGGACACUGGGGACAAACUAUUCACUUGGACAAUGGCAGCUUCAAGGAAAAUGGGAUCUUUGCGCCUGCCUCCGCUGCCCACUGUAGGUGAGCUGAUAAAGCUGUACAACCUGCGAGCAGAAAAGCAGCUUUCCCAGAACUUUCUGUUGGACUUAAAGCUUACAGACAAGAUAGUUCGCCAGGCCGGCAGUUUGACGGGUGCUCACGUCUGCGAGGUGGGUCCAGGUCCCGGCGGUCUCACCCGCUCCAUUCUCAACGCAGAAGCGGCAGAUGUGCUAGUUGUGGAGAAAGAUUCACGCUUCAUCCCUGGACUGAAGCUGCUGUCUGAGGCGUCAGCAGGCCGGCUGAGGAUCGUUCACGGAGACAUCCUCACCUACAGGAUGGAUCGAGGAUUCCCAGCAGCUAUUUCAAAGCCUUGGGAGGAAGACCCACCAAACCUUCACAUCAUUGGGAACCUACCAUUCAGUGUCUCAACCCCGCUCAUUAUCAAGUGGCUGGAAAAUAUAGCGGACAGGACGGGGCCGUUCACCUUCGGACGCGCCCGACUCACCCUCACGUUCCAGAAGGAGGUGGCAGAGAGGUUGACAGCCAGCACCGGCAGCAGUCAGAGAAGUCGUCUGUCCAUCAUGGCUCAGUAUCUCUGCACCGUCAAGAAGCGCUUUGUCAUCCCUGGUCGAGCGUUUGUUCCCAAGCCAGAGGUGGACGUGGGAGUAGUUCACUUCACCCCUCUGGUCAAGCCUCAGAUUCAACAGCCCUUCAAGCUGGUGGAGAAAGUAGUCAGGAACGUUUUCCAGUUCCGCCGGAAGCACUGCCAUAAAGGAAUCAGAAUGCUGUUUCCGGAGGUGUGCCGCUUGGAGCUGACGGAGGAGAUGAUGCAGAGGGCAGACGUGGACCCUGUUCUGCGCCCCACCGAGCUCACCAUACCCCACAUAAGGGCCUUAUCGGACGCCUAUGCUCACCUCUGCGCCAACGACCCCAGCCUCUUUAGCUACGACUUCAGAGAAGAACUCAGGCUGAAGCACCUGGGGAGGAAUCACCACACUUCAGUGGACGCGUUUAAGGAGAUGCCGAGUGGUCCGCAACCGUGCUGAAAACAAGCAUGGAAACCAAAAGGAGCCCACUAAUAGCCUCUGCUAGCGCAGAAAGACAACACAUUGCUCUUAGCCUUGACAUUUCCACCUGGCACAGACAUGCAUUUUUAAACAUUCUCUUUGCACCCAGGGAGAAAUAAGUCAUUCGAAACACAUGAACGGUGUACGAGCGGUGCUUACCUUCCAUGCGUUUUUGGAAAGCGAAAGAAAGCAGCUAGUUGCCCGUAGCAGCUCCUGGCGAGUAAGUAUCUCUUUAUGUCCCAUUUCUUUUUUCAUUUCUAACACCUUGUCCUGUGGGAGCUGAAAGAAAUGUCAGUGCUUUCAGGGUGAUUUAGAGAUUGGGAACAUGGCAGCUCCACAUCCAGGACAAUUUUUUUUUUAUUCAAGUGUGUAUUGCUCCGUCACUUGGGAGACGGAGCUUAAAGGGCUGCUGAAAUUGCUGUGAAUUUGUCAGCUCAAAUAAAAAGCCAGACAAAAUAAGGAUCAGAACUCAUAGUAAAAUAAUUUUUAACCAUCUUUUCUCUUUUUUUGCAUUCUUUCAAUAAAUAUUUUGAUUAUACGCAUGCCAAACUUACCAAUAAAUGAGCCAAUGUCAUAGAAUAUUACCAGUGAGUUUUGUCUUAUCAAAUUAAAACGCUUUCUAAGCAAAACGUAUGUUGUGAAUAAACUCGAAGCUGUAGUUAUUAUUCAGAUAUUAUAUGAAAGGGUUUUAAAUACUCCUCUUUGAAUAUUAGAGCAGGUUUUUACCAGCAGAACAUGGCGCUGCUGCUCCCUGCCAGUGCGACAGAUGGUAUGCUUGGGUCGACUUGCCAGAAAGCGACUUCGUUCCGUUUUGAUGAGAGAUGGGCGAUAAUCUCUUGCAGCAAUGGAAAAUUCACAUGCACAGAUAUGCUGCGUUCUACAGUCCACUCUUCGGCCUUAAAGAAAUCCUGAGUGGUGCAGUGCUAUGCCGAGCUUUUAUUUUGGUAAGUGAGGGAACGUGGCUGAUUUUAAUGGUGAGAAAUUAUGUCAUGCAGAGGAGCAGCAGGGUAGUGAUGUGCUAAUGAGGUAUGGCUGUGCGGUGGUGCAGACACCUCUUUGGACUCUGCAGUAUUUUCAUGAGCUAUUAUAAGGUCUCUGAAUGUCAGAUUUCAUGCAUUUGUGUAUCAACAACAACGUAAUCAUAGGGGAGUUCUGUCUCAUCAGCAUUUCUAUUAUUAACUCGAUAAUAUUAAACAGACAUUUAAGAUUUGUUUGAACUGCAUGCAAAGCAGGUUUUGUCUCCAACUGGAUCAUUUAGCAUCAGACUGUGCCUUGCUUUUUCUAAAUGCAAGCACAUGAUCGUGUUCCUGUUAAAAGGAUUUUAUGUGAUGGUUGAAAACAUUGAAGAGCAAAGACAAUACUGGGUUUUACAAGUAGCUACUAUUAAGAAUCUGACUUGUGCCUUUGGAUUCUUCGCCCUGAGUCAACUUUUUUGGGUUAUGUCUUUACCAUCCAGAGACCUUCAUUUUUGGCCAAUCUUACAGAUCAGCACGUUUCUAUCAAAGCCAUUAUUUUGUAACUGGCAGUUUUGGUGUUGCCAUCCUGCUGGAAGGUGAGCCUCCGCCCUCGUCUCCGGUCUUUUGCAGCCUCUAACCGGUUAUCUUCCAGUCUUGCCCUGUAUUUAGAUUCAUCCACCUCACCAACAACUCAGACCAGCUUCCCAGUCCCUCCUGAAGAAAUGUAUCCCCACAACAUGACUCAAGGUAGUGUUAGUUUUCUGCCAUGUGAUAUUAAGCUUGUAACCCAAUGAAUUUAUGCUCAUUUGGCCAGCAGACCUUCUUGACCAUAUUGCGGGUCUCUGCGGUUCCUCUAGAGUUACAUUUUGGUUGCUUCCCUAAUAUAUGCCGUCCUAACCCGACCUGUAAGUUAAAUUGGAUACUCAUACUCAUCUUCUUCACAGUGGUGUGUGCUAUGUAAUGCUAGUCAAUGUAAAAUCCCAAUAGAAUACACAUGAAUAUUAUGACGAUAUUAUAACUUAUGGAAGUUAAUGGAGUAAGUAUACCUUUUUGUGGCAAUAUCUGCUUUAAUUAUGUGUCACAGUUCUGUACUAGUGGUGAAUCUGUUAUUUUUUCCAGACCUGAUGUCUCUGUGCCUUUUCCUUGAAUUUACCACGGAUUUUUGUGGAUGUUGGCCACUUCAACCCUUUAGUCUGCAGAUUUUAUUUUUUAUUUUUUGCUUAAACAACAGUCCUCACUGUUAAUGAGAUGGUGACAAAGUGCCACAAAAUAGGCUUCAGACCACGAACAGCUGCUGUCACACACAGGAGAAGACAAGCUUCCUUUUGAGUUCAACAUCAGGAAAAAAAGUUUGGAAAACCAUCAAACGGCCAUUUGACUCGGUUGUGUUGGUGACGGGACGCACCUGAGGGUUAUGGGAUAGAAGCUUUGGAGGAUUAGACUUAGGUAUUUAGUUGUGCUGUUAUGAACUAAGCGCAAUCCUUCUUGAGAUGCUUAAGUAGUAGCAAAAACAAAAGGCUGUCCACUGGGAAUAAAUAGCUUGUUAGCACAUAAAACCAUGCAUAGGAGUAAAGCUUCUCCCAAUCUUAUAUUUCUGUGCCCCACUUCUGUCAUAAUUAUGCAUUCUAUCGAGUACGUACCUUUUUCCAUCUAAAGGAGGACGUGGAAUCCUACAUGACAGCCAAUCAGGGACCAUGCGUCAAAUUGAGAUGAGACACUUUGCGUCCCUGAACUGCUUCACCAUGGAGCCAAUAAGACGGAAGUUAAUGCAGAACUGAAGACACUAGUCACUAGAUGUCAUUCACAAGAUGAAGCUUUUUAUUUAUAAAACAUUUCCAUAAGAAUAGAGCAUUCACAUUCAUUGGUAUACUAGCAUUAAAAGGCAAGGUAAAGUUGCACAGAAGAGAAGUGGUUUGCCUUUUUUUUUUUUUUAAUGGUACCUCAAAAUGUAGAUUUAUUCUAUGGCAAACUGGCUACAAAAAUAUCAACAAAUUUAUUGCAAAUUCCUGCCAUAUUUCGUAAAUGUACAAUGUCACAAAUGCAUGCAGAAAUGUUAGGAGAGAUUACAAAUGUUGAUAAACAGGAAUUAAAACAAUCUUCAGUGACACAACCAAAUCCAAAAGGCUGCUUUGAAAAUGAAGCAAGGAAACGGCAAACUUUUUAGCAUCUUUUUUUUUAUUUAAGAGUCGAUCAGAUCUGUAGCCUAAAGUUCAAGCAGUCACCCAAAAAGCUUCUCAACCAAGAAUAAUCCAAGAAAUAACUUAAAAAAAAACAGCAGUAAUGAUAUCAGAACCUGUACAGGUAAAAAAAUAAUUCAAAUAUGUAGGCAAACAGUGUACUUUAGUGCACAAAAUACAGCAAAAAAGGCUUAGUUUUGUCAAUUUGCAGGUAUUUUUAGAUUUGGGCUAAAAAGUUUGGCCUGUGCAGCUCAUAAGGUCUAUGAUCACCUACAUUAAAUUUGCCCCCGUGAUCUACAGCGUUUGGUUACAUUACAGUAAAUGCAUCAGGCAAUACGAACUCAUGUGGAAACCUCCUGUCUGAAUAAUUUUAGUCCCUGCAUAGGAAACUUGAUUCUUUCUCCAUACCCUGUCACUAUGUAUACGCUGUUGGUUCACCCUCUCUGUCAGCACUCCUCUGUAACUGACAGCCGAGGACAUUCUCCCCAUUUUUUUUUUUUUUUUUU